AUGAAAAUAUUGGGCAGAUUAAGACUAGUGAGACUUGUAACAUUCGUCAACAAUUGCAAGUGUUGUGCACCACAAUUUUUCACCUUUAAACAACCUACACCUAGCAAACAUUUUCAUAUGACACGGUACUUGCGAAACUUUGACCAAGGGUCCAACGAAGAAGGAAAAGAAAGCAAUUGGAAGAAAUUCACAAACAUAUGGAUCACUUGGUCAGGUUCUCUGGCCAUUAUCUUUUCCGUCUUGAGUGCUUAUCAAACUUAUAACAUUCUUACAGGUAUUCAUGAAGAUAAUCAAAACAACGAGUAUUUGCCUCUUGAGAAGGAAAUUAGAUCAAAGCUCGCACAACCAUUCAUACCAACUACACCAAUGAUUAAUGGUAUGAAAUUGUUGCCUAAAGCAGGAUCAGAAGUACUUGGUGCAAUGUUUUCAUACGACUGCGUUAAUCAGUUGGCAUAUAUCAGUGGUCCAUCUAAUUCUGGAAAAUCAAUGUCUGUUGAGAAAGCACUGGAAAAUAGAAGAAAUGUAAUAUACAUUCCAUUGAGAGCGAAUAUGCCAUACCAAAACAUUCUUCUUGCACUUGGGAUCAGCCAAAGAAGAACAGACGAAUCUGACGUUCCAAUUGCCAGAAUAAUGGUUGCCCUGAAAAACAUUUUGCAACAACUAAAGAAGGAAGCUAACUAUGGUACUCCUGUUUCUAUUAUUGUUGUAAGUGACUAUAUAGCCAACGACCCCGAUUGUAAAAUAAUAGCCGGUAACUUACUUCAAUUCGUUGAGGAGCAAUUGGCCACUGGUGUCCAUGUCUCUAGCAACUUUUCCACCUUCACAGAUUUAAGGAAAUUAUCUGGACACACAUCUAGACUGAAGAAGUACACGUUUUCUUACACCACCCAAACUGAAUUAGAGCAAUAUCCAUUCCUGAGAAAUGAUGAUAUCAAGAAAUUAGGAGGCCACUUUGGCCAGAUUUAUAGUGUACUUAAAGAAUUGAUCCCCAUUAUGCAAGAUCAUCACCCUUCUCUGAAAUCAAAACCUCAUAAUGAAAUUAUUUCCGAUAUUGUUAAUGGUCACAUUCAAGUACCAGCUGAAGACAUUAAGAAAGUUGUUGAUGGAAUGAUUCGAACAGAAGCUAUAGAAUUAGCAAACAUAAUAGGGAUAAUCUAUGAUAACGAAGGAGGUGAAAUAGUUGACGUCUUGGAUCUCAUUGCUGGAAAUAAUUCAUUUUUUCCAUCAACAGCUCAACAUAGGAAAAUUUGUUCAAAACUUGUUGAGCAAAAUAUUCUUGGUCAAUCCACAAAUGAUGAAUCACUUUUCACCUGGCACCGUCCAAUUAUGAAAUAUGCAUAUACAGAACUACCUCAGUUGUUCACUAUAUUUAAGGAACACAAAAAUAAAAACAGCAAAUGA
Molecule: messenger RNA, 1401 nt
Organism: Naegleria gruberi
Lineage: Eukaryota; Heterolobosea; Eutetramitea; Acrasida; Naegleriidae
Exons: 1
Coding region: 1-1401 (466 amino acids)
Source: RefSeq, a predicted model, not a curated record